Protopterus annectens (West African lungfish) is the source of this 4865-nucleotide messenger RNA. It is a transcript of the gene CCDC125, whose product is annotated as coiled-coil domain containing 125. Gene Ontology annotation, biological process: negative regulation of cell motility; negative regulation of Rho protein signal transduction. Gene Ontology annotation, cellular component: cytoplasm. Lineage: Eukaryota; Metazoa; Chordata; Ceratodontiformes; Protopteridae. The coding region runs from base 40 to 1638 and encodes 532 amino acids. The transcript has 11 exons. The record is from RefSeq and is a predicted model, not a curated record.
GGAUCGUUUAAUAUAAUAUUCAUAAUUUCUGAACUGCCAAUGAGUGAGCUACAUGUAGUCUCAAAUGGGGAAGAAGAAGUUGGGUCCUGCGAGUCUGAAGAUGAUAUGGCAGGUGGAGACCUUGGAGAUGGUUUAGGUCGAAAACCUGGUGGCGUUUAUGAAAAGGAAAAUGGAAGUGAACUUUUUUUUAAACCCACAUCAAAACAUGAAGAAACUGACACUACAAGUUUCCAGUGGACAAAGUACCGCAGUUGGUAUGAUGCAUUUCAGAAAAAACAGGAGCUGGAAAAUCCUGUUGUUCGUAAGAGGCUGAGCAGUGCAGAUGCCGAAUCAGAAAUGUCAAAUGAAGAGGUGAAGCAGCGACUGCAGGACAUCACUGAGGAAGCAGAAAUCCUAAGAAAUGAGCUGGAAGUUACUCAGCGACAACUUGAAGGAAAAUAUGAAGCACUGAAAAUUCUGCAGAGCAGGGCAGUGUUUGAUAAAGCAACACCCCAUACAAAAGCUUUACUUCAGAAAAUGGAAGAACGAAAGAAAGUUUUAGAAAAGGAAGUGAAUGCUUUGCAGUGGGAGAUUGAGUAUAAUCAGGUUAGAUUUAAAAACCAUGAGCAGUCGUGGAUAGAAAAGUAUGACAGAGAGUGCCAAGAGAAUGCAUUGCUACAAGAAACUUUGGAAUCAAGGGAGGCAGAGGUUAGACAUUUGCAAUCUGAAAAUGAAGCCCUGAGUCAGCAGAGGCUGGAGCUUCUUGCAAUGCUUGAUGUAAAACAACAGAAUUUACUGCAGGGAAGUGUAACCUUGUCUGAAGUGACAGGCCUAGAGCUUGCUGUGCUAGGAGCCUGCACCUGUGACAGUUCUAAGUCAAGCCCCUGUCCAUGCGCCAAAACAGCAGCUGCAUCUCGCAAGGAAUUGUUCCAACUAAAGCAAGAGCUUGAGCUACAGAAGAAAAGAAAAGAAGAGGCUUACGUCAUAGCAGAUGCAUUUAGAAUUGCAUUUGAGCAACAGCUUAAAAGAAGGAAUGAGCAAUCCAUCCAAAUAACUAAUGUGGAAAAACAGAAUAAUAAAGAACCAGCACGGUCAAACAGCAGAAAGCACAGCAAAGACGAAGGUUCAAGAUUCUCAAAAGAAGACCAUAAACUGCUUGGACAGAAGCUCACGGACAUGCUGGUUUCUAAAGUUGGCUGUAGGAAUCUAGAAACACUGGAUGAUCCUCAAGAAAUCCUUAAUUUACUAAUUGACUUGCUGAAUGAUAAGGAAGAAGCUCUGGCUCAUCAGAGAAAGGUUAGUUAUAUGCUGGCUCGUACUAUUGAAGAACAAGAGAGAACUGUGAAGCAGAUUAAAGAUGAAAGUCCAGCAGAGAAGCUGUCUGCAUCCACAGGAUGCAACCGUAAGGUUGAAAUGUGCUCAUGUAACCAAGAACCAGAAUCUUCUGCAUUGUCUGAGAACGCAGAGACACAGUCUCCUAUGUGUAUGCUCUCGAUUCUUAACGAAUCUAUAUCUGAUAAUCCAGUUAAGUCAUUUCUUAAGUACCAAACUUCUCCAAGGACAACAAUUCGUGAAAGAGCAUUAGCAGCAUCAUUGCCAACACAAGGGACUUCUGAAGAAACCAAGAAAACUGAUGACUCAUCUGCUGAGAAACUGUAGAUAAGUGGAUUUUGAUUGGUUAUAAAUAUACUUGAAACAAAAGACAACACACCACCUCAGGGCUUUUUAUAAGCAAAAAUGAACUAUGUAUAUUUUUAACCACUGACAAGGUAGCACUUUAAGAACUGUUCUGGUGUUACUUGCAAAAUCAUGCAGAAUAAAGAUCAAAUAAUUGCUUUGAUGAUAAGCAACUUGCAUUCAUAAAUUCUGGCAGUGGUCGGUCUUCUGGAAAUUCAUUGAUAAAUUACAUCCUCACCGUGCUACUAUGUAGCAUGUUUAUCUGAAAUAUGCAGAAAACUAAACAUCAUAUAAACUCCUUUCUUUCUGCUGAAUCUUUAAUUAAAAAAAAAAUCCAGUGUAUUAUUAAGAAGAAAAGAGCUAGGAUCAGAGUAACGACUAUAGUUGUAGUGAAGCUGAUGAUCAUGGUAAUUUAUUAUUAUUAUGUUUUUUUUUACCCUACAGUUCUUCAUUCCUUGCUAAUUCUGCUUUAUACCAUACAAGGUAGAGAAGAUCUUAGUAUUGUCUUAGGACUAUUUUGUUUAGUGAAGGUUAAACUCAAGUUAUCCUAGUACUGCAGUGAAAACAGCAGUGUAUCUAUAAAGAGCUGCAUGUUUACUGUUUCCAUGUCUUAGAUACUGAAAUGUUUUGCAAACAUUAUGUUUGGUACACUGUUCCCCUAUUUGCAGCUGUAUGGACUGUUUACAAUUUGGAAAAUUUGACAUGCUGAGUGAUGAAUUUUCUGCUGCUCUUACCCAAUUUGACAAGUGAAGUGAUCUUCAAACUUCACUACCUUGUAAUUUGUGCAGAUUGUGCAGUUAAUGCAAUGCACUUUGGUCAUUGCUAAUCAAGUAAGGUUCAGUAUGCUACAAUUUUCUAUUCAGUUUAAGCAGAGCCCUUCCCUUGCUCUCUUCAAGUGCAGUUUGAAGAUCAAUGGAUGGGAAAUUCGUACCUAGGAUAGCGCUUGUGUCCCUUAUAGACAGGGGCAGUCUGUAAGAUACUCCAGGAAUAGGUACAGACCCAUGCCACCCUCUUGCCCCUAGGGGCCAUAUACUGGAUAAAAUUGGGUUAUAUUGGUUAGGCUUGUAAGGGCUCUUAAGUCUUUGGUCUAGUAAUCUCCUAUUAACUUAUGAAAAGUGACACUGAAUCACUGGAGAGAUUAAGUCGCUUGCUGACAUUCACUCAGUUUGCAAAUGAAGGCUGUGAGACUCUACUUUUUCGCACACUGAUUCACCUUAGACUAACAUCUUGUAGCCUUUAAGGAACAUAAGACAACUUUUAACGACUGUAAUAAAACACAAAACUGGUACUUUACCUAUUUGCCUUUAAAAGGGUCUGAGAAGUGACUUACAAAUCAGGAUUAAUUCUUCUGAGAUUUCAGUGGAACAAAUCAGAAGGCAGUAAAUUAAUUGUGCAAGUUGCCAUACAGUCAACCAUCUAAAAAUAAAUAUAUUCAAAAUAAUCAUUUAAAUAACUAUAAAUUAGCAAUUAUCUCCAUUUUGUCAUAAAAAUGCUUCAUAAUCAUCCAGAAGGUUUGAACGGUGAGUUGAUUUUGAAGUAUUUGUUAUGAAAAAGUAGAGAUGUUUAUGUAUUUAUUUAUGAAAGUUAUGUUGUGUUCUUAAAGGCUACAAAGGUGCAUAUUUAUUUAUUUGUGAGAAUCAAGUUUAGUUCUGUUUGCUUGAUAUACAAAUUGCAGUCUUAGUUUGUAACAUUAAUUUAUGCAUUUCUCAAGUAGCACUUCAGUGCAAUGAUAACAAUCAAACUUUGUGCAUAAUAAAAUCAGGAUUUAAUUUCUUUUUUUUAAAGGGAUACCAGUGUUCUUUGUAAUGUAAUACUUUACCUUAGCAGUUGGAUUUCCUUUAAUAUAUAUCUUUACUAAAUAUUAAACAGGUCUACAAUAUUUACAUUAAAAUAAGAGGAUUCCAGUAUUCUAAUAUUGUUGGGCCCAAGUAGGAAACCUAAGAUCAGGAUACCUGUGCCUCAAGUACUAAACCUCUUUGAUGGUUCCUAUAGUUGGGGUCAUCCUUUCCAAAAGCCAUCAUUCAGUAAAGUUUUCACAGAAGACCUGUGCUCUGGUGGGUGGGGUUAAGGCCUUUGCUUUCACUGCCAGUGCAUGCCAUGAUUUCACACACUAAUAUCACUGGUGUGCAUGGUCCCUGAACCUGAAAGUUCUUUGCCUGUUACACAUUUCAGAUCAGAAUCCAGCUGUUGUCAGCAAAAGUCUCUGUGUUUGAAUGCCUGUAAAAAACUGGCUAAUAUCAAUAUUAGCAUUGAAUUGUCAGCCAAGAUCCUUGUAGUAUUCCUUUUACUGACUCUGGGAGAAGCACUUUCAUAUGUUUUACCAUUUCAGUCAUGCCAUCUGCAAAUUGUCAAGGAUAUAAAUGUUUGGCUCACCUUGCUACCAAAGGAUGGCAGUUAAUCAACACUUCUUGUACAGCAAUUUAUAGAACAGAUCAUGAUGCAGCCCCAAAUGUCAGUCAGAUCAUCACAUCAAGAACUAAAACUUUUAGGAUAGGUCAUGACCUGACCAUCAAAACAGCAAGUCCAUUUCUAAAACAGCCUUCCACAUACCACUGGUGUUUUCCAAGUCCCAUCUGUUGCCAACCAAGUGUCAUAAGAGAAUGACAAAAUGGCCCUGAUAUAACAACCCUGACUCUGUUCUGGGACUACCUGUUAAGAGAAGUUUACUUUGACAUGGAAAACCAUCAAUAAAGACAAGUGCGUUUUCCACGUGGAGUGUUGGUGCUAUCAAGCCUAUAGGUGAUCACCUAGAACUCAAGGCAGAUGGUUUAAUCUUAGGAAGCAGCUUUACAAUUUAUUUGGUCAGGGUAUGCAUGCCGAGGAUGUCCAGACUGAAGGGCUUCUUCCUAGCCCCAGCAAGGUCUUGUAGACAUUGUUUAAUGGGGAAACUAUUUGGCUAUCCAGUUAUAGCACUUGUAUCUCAAGACUUAAAUAUUAUACAGCUAUUUCAUAGGAAAUGGAGUUGCUGUGUGAGACUGCCGUUUUAGGGAAUUUAGUCUCUGCUUUGACUCACAAUGAGGGACCCAAAGGAGGCACUCUGUCCACUUCCUAUGCAGCAGGGUCUAGGUCUAAAGUGUAGAUGCCACCCAGCCCAUGUCAUUGCUUAAGCCAGAUAGCUUAAUCUAGGGAAGCAGCUUCAUAGGUUCAUAGAUUAGUACUAAGCUAACUGCCCUUGCGAGACAUUUUAAGCCUAGCCAAUUAUCCUUUGU